AGUAACCCUUUAAACACACAAGGAUGACAUCCGAUUACGGUGCUCUGUUCGGGGAGGAGUGUGCACAUAGGGUGCAGUGCAGCCUCCCAGCUCCCAUGUCUGGGCCUGAGUCACAUGAGCCGCUGCAGCUGACCGGAUACCUGCCUGAACAGUAGCAGGGAGGGAGGGGGGUGCUGUCGAUACAGAGGGUACGACGUUUGGUGGGAAACACCUUAGCUCUGCGUUUUGCCUGCCAUGCUGAUCACAUGGUGGUAUUUUUACCUUGCAGCCCGGAGCUUCGCCGAUCAAACGCUGAAAAUGGCAUCAAUCCUGCAGAAGUUGAUCACUCCUCUGUUCAGCGGUCCUCCUGAACCUCCGAGGAAUAAAGUGACAGUCGUGGGUGUGGGUCAGGUCGGCAUGGCCUGUGCAGUCAGCAUCCUGCUCAAGGAGCUGGCUGAUGAGCUGGCCCUGGUGGAUGUGGUGGAGGAUAAGCUGAAAGGGGAGAUGAUGGACCUGCAGCACGGAAGUCUCUUCCUGAAAACCCCCAAAAUAGUAGCAAGCAAAGACUACUCGGUCACCGCGAACUCCCGGAUUGUGGUGGUGACCGCUGGAGUCCGUCAGCAGGAAGGGGAGAGCCGGCUGAACCUCGUUCAGAGAAACGUCAAUAUCUUCAAACACAUUGUUCCCCAGAUUGUCAGAUACAGCCCCGACUGCACCAUUAUUGUCGUUUCCAAUCCAGUUGACGUUUUGACCUAUGUGACCUGGAAACUGAGCGGCCUUCCCAAGCACCGCGUCAUUGGAAGCGGCACCAACCUAGACUCCGCCCGCUUCCGCUUUCUGAUGGCCGACAAGCUUGGGAUCCACGCCAGCAGCUUCAAUGGGUGGAUCCUAGGAGAGCAUGGGGACACCAGUGUGCCUGUGUGGAGUGGAACAAAUGUGGCUGGAGUCAACCUGCAGACAUUAAAUCCAGAAAUUGGCACCGACUGUGACAAAGAGAACUGGCAAGAGACCCACAAGAUGGUGGUGAACAGUGCCUACGAGGUGAUCCGGCUGAAGGGUUACACCAACUGGGCCAUCGGUCUGAGCGUGGCUGACCUGACGGAGAGCCUGAUGAAGAACUUGAACAGGAUCCAUCCCGUCUCCACCAUGGUGAAGGGCAUGUAUGGGAUCAGCGAGGAGGUCUACCUGAGUCUACCUUGCGUCCUGAAUGGAGGGGGCGUGGCCAGUGUGAUCAACAUGACCCUAACGGAUGAGGAGGUAGCCCAGCUGCAGGCCAGUGCAAACACUCUGUGGGACAUCCAAAAAGACCUGCGGGACAUCUAGCUGACCACCAGAGGGAAACUUCUUCUCCUUUUUCUCUUUCUUCAGCACCACCACAAAGCAACCACCAAACAGCUGCUAACCCCUCCCUCCUGUAGAUUGAUGAUUUGGGGAUUUUAAUCCCAUCAUGGUUUUAGGCAAAGACAUCCGUUUGCUGCUGUUUUCUGGAUUAAACUGCCCUAAAUGACAGGAAAUGGGUGAUGUGCUCUCACUCAUUUUUAAUCACUUGUGUUCAGCUCUGCAAAAGUUAAGCAAAAACGUCACAAUAAAAGACAAUUUAAACACA
Molecule: messenger RNA, 1585 nt
Organism: Oryzias melastigma (Indian medaka)
Lineage: Eukaryota; Metazoa; Chordata; Actinopteri; Beloniformes; Adrianichthyidae
Gene: ldhbb
Product: lactate dehydrogenase Bb
Exons: 8
Coding region: 235-1302 (355 amino acids)
Biological process (GO): carboxylic acid metabolic process
Cellular component (GO): cytoplasm
Molecular function (GO): L-lactate dehydrogenase (NAD+) activity
Source: RefSeq, a predicted model, not a curated record